Molecule: messenger RNA, 1230 nt
Organism: Solanum dulcamara
Lineage: Eukaryota; Viridiplantae; Streptophyta; Magnoliopsida; Solanales; Solanaceae
Product: putative cyclin-D6-1
Exons: 6
Coding region: 188-1108 (306 amino acids)
Biological process (GO): regulation of cyclin-dependent protein serine/threonine kinase activity; mitotic cell cycle phase transition
Cellular component (GO): cyclin-dependent protein kinase holoenzyme complex; cytoplasm; nucleus
Molecular function (GO): cyclin-dependent protein serine/threonine kinase regulator activity
Source: RefSeq, a predicted model, not a curated record
CUAACUGUUUUCUUCUUUUAUUUUAUUUUCUCUGUAUUGCAGAGCUCAGAAAGCAAAGUGCUCUGUUUUCAUACAUUCUGACUGAACAAAAUUCAACAAGUUCAGUCGCUCUCACUUUACCUUUCACUUUAUUGCCGUUUAAUUCAUACCAGUAGUACUAUACUUCAAUUGAUUAACAAAAGGCAAAAUGGAAUUCGAUCUAGAGAAUCCAUUAACGGGCUUCGAACAAUACCAUUUCGAAGCCGUUUCAGCUCUCUUCGCCACCGAAUCUGAUCACAUGCCGUCGUUUCUCGCCUUCAAAUCCACCGAUGUUCGCUUUUCCCUUCGCCGCCAUUCUGUCUUCCUUAUUUCUCAAGUACAAUGCUCUUACAAAUUUGAUGGCUAUAUUGCAUACCUCGCCGUCAAUUACGUCGAUCGUUUUCUUUCCAAACAAACAGUUCUGGAGAAUAAGCCAUGGAUUGUACGGAUUCUCGUCAUUGUUAGCCUUUCGCUUGCCGCAAAGAUGAGCAACUUUGAAUUAUCUCUGUCCGAUAUUCAGAGAGAUGUAGGUUUAAUUUUUGACGCUCAAUCGAUUCACCGCAUGGAAUCGCUGAUUCUCCAUACUCUCAAGUGGCGACUAAGAUCCAUCACGCCUUUCUCGUUUCUGCAUUUCUUCAUCUCGUUUUUUCAACUCGGCGACACGUCUCUGACUCAGUCUCUUAAACAACGAGCUUCAGAUAUCAUCUUCAGUACUCAAUACGAAAUUAAACUUUUUGAGUACAAACCAUCAAUAAUUGCAGCAUCGGCGCUUCUGUGUGCAGCUGAUGAGUUGAUUCCCAUGCAAUUUUCUUCUUGCUUAGCUGCAAUUUCAGAAUGUCGAUACAUAAAUAAAGAGGAACUUAUGAAUGCUUUGGCUAUAUUGCGGGAAAUGCUGAUAGAAGGGCGGGAGUCCACAGUCGAUGCAGAGUCAUGUAGUAUGUUGACGCCAAAAAGUGUGCUGGAGUGUGAAAAUACAUGCUGUCAAUGCGAGACUCCCAUAAAUCAGGACAGUGACAACAACAAAAAGCGGAGAUUGAGCGAUUUAAUGGAUGAUCAAACGUUACAGAUUUCUCAGGUUCAGUGGUGCUAAGAUAGUAAGACGGUGUACCAGCGUCCCUAUUUUGUUUUCAUUGGUUUUGUUGUCUCGUGCAUAGCAAUUUUGCUCGAGUGGGAACAGAUACGUGGAGAACCUUUAAAUGAAUUGAACUCUAA